Molecule: messenger RNA, 2582 nt
Organism: Punica granatum (pomegranate)
Lineage: Eukaryota; Viridiplantae; Streptophyta; Magnoliopsida; Myrtales; Lythraceae
Source: RefSeq, a predicted model, not a curated record
UAGCUUCCUCCGCCUUGCUUCUUCUCCCCGAGGGUUUCUCUCUGCUGCUAUCGCUGCUUAUCCCGAGCACCGCUUCUGUGCCAUUUCUCUUCCUCUCGCCGGCGAUAUUCCGCCGCUGAGCAAGAAGUCCGAUAUCUUUCUCCGGACUUGGUUCUCACCGUAAUCUACGUUUCUCGCCUGUGUACUUCGGGUCGUUAGUUGAGUGGUGCUUGAGCCUGACAUACGACGAGAUUCUUGGGCAGCCUUUAUUUUUUUUGAUCGUGCUGAUUGCGGCAGGCAAAUAUGGCGGACGUGUCCGUUGAGGCGUUGGCGGAGCAGCUGGGGAUCGAUUAUCUGGAUAUCGAUGUCGAUUCUGUUCAACUUCCACCCGGUGAAACAGUGGGCAUCCUCAGUGAUGAUGACAAUCUUUACCAGGAAGAUGAUCUUGAGCUAGACACAGGAUUUGGUAACAUCAUAAUUGUUGAUAAUCUCCCUGUUGUUCCCCGGGAGAAAUUUGAGAAGCUCGAAGGGGUUAUCCGCAAAAUUUAUAGUCAGAUUGGUGUGAUUAAGGAGGAGGGACUUUGGAUGCCUAUGGAUCCUGAAACUCACAAAACCCUGGGUUACUGUUUCAUCGCGUACAACACUGUUCAGGAAGCUGAACUUGCGAAGGAGAAGACAAAUGGAUACAAGUUAGACAGAUCUCAUAUUUUUGCUGUGAACAUGUUUGAAGACUUUGAUCGGUUUAUGAAAGUUCCCGACCAAUGGGCCCCUCCUGAAACUAAACUGUAUACGCCUGGGGAAAAUCUUCAGCACUGGCUCACUGAUGAAAAGGCCCGAGACCAGUUUGUGAUCCGUGCUGGAUCUGAUACUGAGGUGUUCUGGAAUGAUGCGAGGCAUUUGAAGCCUGAGCCAGUGUAUAGACGUACUUUCUGGACUGAAAGCUUCGUGCAGUGGUCACCAAUGGGCACAUACUUAGCAACCAUUCAUAGGCAGGGUGCUCAGUUAUGGGGUGGUGCCUCUACCUUUAAUCGUCUCAUGCGUUAUGCUCAUCCCCAGGUCAAGCUGAUAGAUUUCUCACCUAGUGAAAAGUAUUUAGUGACUUACAGCAGUCAUGAACCAAGCAAUCCACGUGAUCCACAGAGAGUUGUUAUAAAUUUAUUUGAUGCGAGAACGGGAAAAGUCAUGAGGGACUUCAAGGGAAGUGCUGAUGAUUUCACUGUUGGAGGAACUGGUGGUGUUACAGGGGUCCCGUGGCCUGUCUUCAAGUGGGGUGGUGGAAAAGAGGACAAGUAUUUUGCCAGACUUGGGAAAAAUGUUAUCUCUGUUUAUGAAACUGAGACAUUCUCCCUCAUCGACAAGAAGUCUCUUAAAGUUGAAAAUGUGGUGGAUUUUUGUUGGUCGCCUACAGAUCCCAUUCUUGCUCUCUUUGUGCCUGAACUUGGAGGUGGAAAUCAACCUGCUCGUGUGUCCCUUGUUCAAAUGCCUGGAAAGGAAGAGCUUAGACAGAAGAAUCUUUUUAGCGUUAGUGACUGCAAGAUGUAUUGGCAAAGUAACGGGGACUACCUUGCUGUUAAGGUUGAUCGUUACACAAAAACUAAAAAGAGCACCUAUACUGGCUUUGAGCUCUUUAGAAUUAAGGAACGCGAUAUCCCAAUUGAGGUUUUAGAGCUCGAAAAUAAGAAUGAUAAGAUUAUCGCUUUUGCAUGGGAGCCUAAAGGCCACAGAUUUGCUGUCAUCCAUGGUGAUAACCCAAGGCCAGAUAUAAGUUUUUACACCAUGAAGAGUGGCAACAACACAGUUAAGGUUUCUAAGUUGACCACUCUCAAAGGGAAGCAGGCAAAUGCUCUCUUCUGGUCACCUGGUGGAAAAUACGUCAUUCUUGCUGGGUUGAAGAACUUCAAUGGGCAGUUGGAAUUUUACAAUGUUGACGAGCUCGAGACCAUGGCCACUGCUGAGCACUUCAUGGCAACAGAUAUUGAAUGGGAUCCCACGGGCAGAUAUGUUGCAACUGUCGUAACUUCAGUUCAUCAUGAGAUGGAGAACGGUUUCAAUAUAUGGUCCUUCAAUGGCAAGCUUCUCUACCGCAUUAUGAAGGAUCAUUUCUUUCAGUUCUCAUGGAGACCGAGGCCGCCAUCAUUCUUGAGCCCGGAGAAGGAGGAGGAGAUUGCGAAGAACCUGAAGAAGUACAGCAAGAAGUAUGAGGCGGAGGAUCAGGAUGUGUCAUUGCAGUUGAGCGAGCAGGAUCGUGAGAAGCGGAGGAUGCUGAAGGAUGAGUGGGAGAAGUGGGUCAGCAGGUGGAGGCAGUUGCACGAAGAAGAGAAGAUGGAGAGACAGAAGCUCAGGGACGGAGAGGCGAGUGACGAAGAGGAAGAGUACGAGGCCAAGGAGGUCGAGGUCGAGGAGUUGUUGGAUGUCACCGAGGAGAUUCUAGCCGAUGACUGAUAAGAACGGCCGAGCUUUUGUUUUUCAUGUGUUUCCCCCCUUGGGGUUAGCUCUUUUGUUUAGAUUUUAGAGUUUUGUUUUGUAAUCUUCAAAAUCAAUGAAUCGACUGUCUUUUUGAUCCUUACACUGUUAAUUAAUUCGACGAGAUUUGACGCUUAGCA